UCAACUCUGCUUCGACUUUAGCCCUUUCGUAAACUUUUUGCUUCGGACAGACAUUUUCACACAAGGAUAGUGAAACCUUUGAUGCGGUUGAGCUUCUACAAGUUCGUUUGGCCUGGAAGCGAAUGUGGCUUUCUCUUUGACUUAAGCGUGUUUAUAUCCCCGGAAAAAAACUAGCGGCGAUUUGAGGUAUGUCAAAUUCCUGUUCGCAGGAAGUGUUCUCAGUCUAUAUUUAGCCAAUGGGAAUCUGCUCAGAGGUGCCUCAUUGGGAAGACUCUCGUCGGUACACGCGGCACAUCUCCAGGUACAGUGAGCAAAGAUGGGGGAACGACAGUACAGUUUCCAGACCGGCCAGAGGAACUCGUUCCAUUGGCUGGAUUUCGUCAUUUUCUGUGGAACCCUGCUCUUUUCCGCCGGAAUUGGUAUAUUUUACGCUAUCAAGGAUCGCCGUAAGAAAAGCGUGAAGGAUUUCCUACUAGCCGGUGGGAACAUGCACCUCAUUCCCGUCGCGAUGUCAUUGCUGGCCAGCUUCAUGUCGGCGAUCACGUUGCUGGGAACGCCAGCGGAGAUGUACAACCACACGACGGUGUACAUCUAUAUUGGGAUUGGCUAUUUCCUGGCUAUGGGGCUGUCCGCGCACAUCUAUGUUCCGGUGUUCUACAACCUUGGAGUGACAAGUGCAUAUGAGUAUCUAGAGAAGCGGUUCAGCAAGGGAGUGCGGACUGCCGGAACCCUCAUCUUUUGUACCCAGACGAUUAUCUACAUGGCGAUAGUGCUGUACGGCCCAUCCCUUGCCCUGAACGCAGUGACAGGCCUGUCUCUAUGGGGAGCGGUUGCCGCAGUCGGGAUUGUUUGUACGUUUUACACAGCUAUUGGUGGGAUGAAGGCGGUGCUGUGGACGGACACGUUCCAGAUCUUCAUGAUGCUGGCGGGACUAGCGGCAGCUAUGAUCCAGGGGUGUAUAGAGAUAGGCGGCUUCGGCAAGGCGUGGGAGAUAGCCGAGAACAACCACAGAGUGUACUUUUCAGAUUUCAGCGUUGACCCGACUGUGCGCCAUAGUUUCUGGUCUCUGACAAUUGGCGCUGGCUUCCUAUGGGCGUCAGUGUAUGGAGCCAACCAAGCACAGGUCCAGAGAGCUCUCACGUGCUCCUCUUUGAAGGAUGCUCAGAUCGCCCUCUGGAUCAACGCCCCCGGCCUCUGCAUCAUCCUCGUGCUCUGCAGCAUGAUCGGCAUCGUUAUGUCCGCCUUCUACGCAACCUGUGAUCCAAUUAGCUACGGUCUUGUAUUCGCCUCUGACCAGCUGUUCCCACUAUUUGUGAUGGAUGUGUUAGGCCAUGUGCCUGGGAUUCCGGGUCUGUUUGUCGCCUCCAUCUUCAGUGGCGCCCUCAGCACCAUAUCUUCCGGACUAAACUCUUUGGCAGCUGUGACUCUCCAGGAUAUUCUCAAACCAUACUUUCUCAAAGGAAUCAGCGAAAGCAGAGCCACCAACAUCUCCAAGAUCAUAGCUGUCGUGUUCGGUGUCAUCUGCCUGGGACUGACGUGGGUCGCCUCCAAACUCGGCGAAAUUCUACAGGCGGCGUUGUCUCUGUUUGGAAUGCUGGGAGCGCCCAUGCUUGGACUCUUCACGCUGGGAAUGCUGUUUCCUUGGGCCAACAAAUGGGGAGCAUAUUCUGGCCUGUUCACCAGCCUCUUUAUGAUGUUCUGGAUCGGUAUUGGUGCCCACGUUGCUAAGCUACCAGCCAAUAAGAGUCCAAUCAGUAUCACGGGAUGCAACUGGAACAUAACGUCAACAACUAUGUACACCUCACCCGGAUAUGACGUCAACGCCACUUUGUCAACGCUAGCCUCCUACAACGUCACAACGACACCCACUGUUUUAAACGUGACCGAAGCAGUGGAGGACUGGAGUCCUCUGAAUAGCCUGUACGGCCUGUCCUACCUGUGGUACAGUUUCACUGCGGUGCUGAUUGUCCUGGGUGUUGGCUUGCCUGUCAGCUACUUCACAGGCUUUGAGGACAUCGAGAAGAUUGACCCGCGUCUGAUCUGUCCCCUGUUUGACGUCAUCUGCUGCUGUCUGCCGGCCAAGUGGAGGGAGGCGUGUAGAUGUGGGAUUAAUCACCAACAGGAAGAUGAAACGCCAGAACCCGGAAGAGAAGCCAUGGAUGAGAAGACAGCAAACGAGUUGUCCUCGUUUAUAGAUCGAGACAUCGAGAUAACCGUGAAUCCUCCUGGGUCUAAAGAAGACGUUAUGUCUUAAUAGCCGACACACUUGUAGAGAAUUAAGGAACUGAGCCCGUUUCACAAAGCGUUCGUAGCGCUACGACUGUCGUAAGUCUAUGUUAAAGUAUGGGAGUUACG
Haliotis rubra (blacklip abalone) is the source of this 2355-nucleotide messenger RNA. Its product is annotated as sodium-coupled monocarboxylate transporter 1-like. Lineage: Eukaryota; Metazoa; Mollusca; Gastropoda; Lepetellida; Haliotidae. Gene Ontology annotation, biological process: sodium ion transport; transmembrane transport. Gene Ontology annotation, molecular function: symporter activity. The transcript has 16 exons. The coding region runs from base 317 to 2254 and encodes 645 amino acids. The record is from RefSeq and is a predicted model, not a curated record. Gene Ontology annotation, cellular component: membrane.